This is a messenger RNA of Drosophila albomicans, 547 nucleotides long. RefSeq names its product larval cuticle protein A2B (gene Ccp84Af). Lineage: Eukaryota; Metazoa; Arthropoda; Insecta; Diptera; Drosophilidae. The record is from RefSeq and is a predicted model, not a curated record. The transcript is spliced from 2 exons. Gene Ontology annotation, cellular component: extracellular matrix. Bases 49 to 489 code for a protein of 146 amino acids.
UUUCGCAUCAGUAUUCGGAUAUUCGCCAAGCCAUCAAACCAAAUCGCCAUGGCCUUCAAGUACUUCGCCGUCCUUGCUCUCGUUGCCGCCGUCAGCGCUGGUGUCCUGCCCGUCCAGCAGGUCUACCAUGGUGCCGCUCCAGCUGUCGCCUAUGCCCACGCCCCCGUGGCUGUGGCUCAUGCCCCAGUUGCUGUCGCCCAUCCCGUGCUGGCAAAGCACGACGAUGAAUACGAUCCCCAUCCCCAGUACAAGUUCGGCUAUGAUGUCCAGGACGCUCUCUCCGGUGACUCCAAGAGCCAGGUCGAGGAACGCGAUGGCGAUGUCGUUCGUGGCGAGUACUCGCUGAUCGAUGCCGAUGGCUUCAAGCGCACCGUCCAGUACACUUCAGACCCCGAGAAUGGCUUCAACGCUGUCGUCAACCGUGUGCCCGUCGAUCACGUGAUCAAGACUGUGGCCCCAGUGGCAGCCGUGCCUGUCUACCACCAUUAAGAGGAAGCAAUUCCUUAGCCAUUCGACAUUGUUUAAAGCCAUCUUCAUGUCCUUAAAU